Messenger RNA from Drosophila grimshawi, 508 nucleotides. RefSeq names its product mediator of RNA polymerase II transcription subunit 9 (gene MED9). The coding region runs from base 23 to 508 and encodes 161 amino acids. Gene Ontology annotation, biological process: regulation of transcription by RNA polymerase II. The record is from RefSeq and is a predicted model, not a curated record. Gene Ontology annotation, molecular function: transcription coregulator activity. Lineage: Eukaryota; Metazoa; Arthropoda; Insecta; Diptera; Drosophilidae. Gene Ontology annotation, cellular component: mediator complex. The transcript has 3 exons.
AAUAAAAAACGCUGAAAUUAUAAUGGAAUUAUCGCCACAUAAUCAAAUCGAGGACAGAAAACCGAUACUAACCGCCGACGGUCUGGUGCAAACAUCAAAUUCACCCUUCGAGCCAACCGCAGCAGCAGCAACAACAGCAACAAACACACAAACAGCAACAACAACGGUCUCGCAGGAGACACAAACAUCGAACGGCAUCGGAAUCGGCAUCGGCGGCCCUCUGACAGUUGACCAGCUGGACAUCGAAAUUCUGCCGAUCAUCUACGAUAUUGUGCGCUGUGUAGAAAAAGAUCCGCUCGAGAACACAGUUAAGCUGCGUGAAUCACAGGACUGCAAUCACAAGAUCUUUGAGCUGCAGAAACGCUUUGAAUCGGCGCGCGAGCAAAUUAAACAGUUGCCGGGCAUCGAUUACAACAAGGAGGAGCAACUGCAGCGCUUGGAACUGUUGCGCAGCCAGCUGAAGCUCAAACAGCAACUGAUACGCAAAUAUAAAGAUACGGAAUUUUAA